Molecule: messenger RNA, 5881 nt
Organism: Myripristis murdjan (pinecone soldierfish)
Lineage: Eukaryota; Metazoa; Chordata; Actinopteri; Holocentriformes; Holocentridae
Gene: ssh2b
Product: slingshot protein phosphatase 2b
Exons: 15
Coding region: 165-4028 (1287 amino acids)
Biological process (GO): protein dephosphorylation; negative regulation of actin filament polymerization
Molecular function (GO): actin binding; phosphatase activity
Source: RefSeq, a predicted model, not a curated record
GUCAGCUAGUCAGCGAUCAGAGAGAGAGGGAGAGAGAGAGAGAGAACGAGAAAGAGAGAGAGAGAAGACGAACAUCUCGGGCUCAGCUGGGUUUUUUCCCACGGACCAUUAUGCCCGUCUCGCCGUCGUCGCUUUCUCUCAGGUAUCCGUUUCCCGGUCGCUGAAUGGCGCUGGUUACCGUGCAGCGUUCACCGACCCCCAGCACCAGCUCCAGCCCCUGUGUCUCGGAGUCCGGUAGUGGGGAGGAUGAUCGUCGCUCUCAGCCAAGAAGUAUCAGUGAGAGUUUCCUGACAGUUAAAGGAGCCGCCCUCUUUUUGCCACGAGGAAAUGGCUCCUCCCCUUCUUCCGCCUCUCGCUUCUCACAGCUGCGCAGCAAACAUGCAGGAGACCUCCAGCAGCACCUGCAGACCAUGUUCACCCUCCUCAGACCAGAGGACAACAUCAAACUGGCGGUUCGUUUGGAGAGCGCUCACCCUCAGUGCACUCGCUACAUGGUGGUCGUCUCAACCAACGGCCGCCAGGACACUGAAGAGAGCGUGGUACUGGGUAUGGAUUUCAGCCCCACAGACAGCUCAUGUUCAGUAGGGCUUGUUUUGCCCCUAUGGAGUGACACACUGAUACAUCUGGAUGGAGAUGGGGGUUUCAGCGUGUCGACCGAUAACAGAGUGCAUGUGUUCAAGCCUGUGUCUGUGCAGGCCAUGUGGUCUGCACUCCAGUCGCUCCAUAAAGCAUGCGAGGUGGCCCGAUGCCAUAACUAUUUCCCAGGCAGCUUGUUCCUCACCUGGGUUAGCUACUAUCAGAGCAGGGUCUCCUCCGACCAGGCACACAUCAACGAGUGGAACGCCAUGCAGGACGUGCAGUCGCACCGUGCCGACUCGCCUGUCCUCUUCUCUUAUGUACCUACAGAAAGAGAGAGGACAGAGCGGCUGAUCAAAACCAGUUUGAGGGAGAUCAUGAUGCAGAAGGACCUUGAAAAUGUCACCAGCAAAGAGAUCCGGACAGAGCUGGAGAUGCACAUGACAUGCAACCUGCGGGAGUUCAAAGAGUUUAUUGACAAUGAGAUGAUUGUGAUUCUGGGCCAGAUGGACAGUCCUACAGAGAUCUUUGAGCAUGUCUACCUGGGAUCUGAGUGGAAUGCAUCUAAUUUAGAGGAGCUGCAGAACAGUGGGGUGCAGUAUAUCCUGAAUGUAACAAGAGAGAUCGACAACUUUUUCCCUGGUCUGUUUGAGUACCACAACAUCCGUGUUUAUGAUGAAGAGGCCACUGAUCUGCUUGCCUAUUGGAAUGACACAUAUAAGUUUAUAUCCAGAGCCAAGAAAGCCGGGGCCAAGUGUCUGGUGCACUGCAAGAUGGGCGUGAGUCGCUCUGCGUCCACAGUUAUCGCGUACGCCAUGAAGGAGUACGGCUGGGACUUGGAAAGAGCCUUUGAUUAUGUCAAGGAACGGCGAGCUGUCACCAAGCCUAACCCCUCUUUCAUGAGACAGCUGGAGGAGUAUCAGGGCAUACUGCUGGCCAGUAAGCAGAGGCACAACAAGCUGUGGCGCUCGCACUCUGAUAGCGACCUCUCAGAGCACCACGAGCCGCUGUGUAAACCGUCUGCACAGCCACACAGCUUGGGCCGCUCCGACCCCCACAACCAGACUGGCAACACAGCUGGCCCCUCCCUGAAGGAACUGCUGCAACCACUGGAAACCUCAUCUAGCAAUGGCAAAGUAGCACACUCCACCAGACAGCCUGAUACUGGUAUCCAGACCAAUCAACUCAACUCCUCCUGCCCUGAGGGGGCACCAGCUCUAUCAGGUCUUGCUGAAGGUCAGAGCCUCCUGCCUGAGGCUUCCUGUCAAUCUGCUGUAGCCCAGACCCAGGGAGAGCUCAGCCAGGUGGACGCCCCGUGUCCCGACCCCAUGGCUGGGUCUGUGCCUCCCUUAUCUGCCCCUCUCUCCAACGGUCUGUGUGACUCAGAGGAAGAAUCCUCGUCACCCCCUCUCCCCCGGCCAAGGGCUGCCACUGUGGUGCCUGAGGCUCGAAAAUCCGACCUUUCCACGGUGACUGUUGCGGAGUGUGUUUUGUUGGGCCAACCUCACCCACCCCCAUCCCUUCACCACCUCCCCCUCUCCCCUGCCCCGUCUCCAGCUCCAGCCUGCACAGACGAAGCGAUCAGACCACAGGAGCUCUCCAGCUCUUUGCCUGUGGUAAAACCUAGCCACCAGCUGCAGAUGCCAGUGUCAGUGCCUGAGUCCUCAAGGACCCCAACACCAAGCACACAACAGGCUGAACCCCAAGGUCUGUCUGCACCAGUGCCUGACAAGGAACUAGACUGUGACCAGCAGUCAUGUGGGUUGUCUUUGGACAGUUUAACAGCCCAUUCACCCUCCACUAGUGAUUAUAUCAGUUACCCCAGUGCCAUUCCACAAGACCUUGAGGUGUCAUUCACCCGCAGUACAGACCACAUCAACUUCUUCAGUGCCAGGGAAAAGUUCCAGGGUCUGACUCAAGAUGGUAAGACUCACUGUGCUGCUGUGCAGGCGGUGCAGCAGUCACCCCAGCUUAAGGGUCCUGGCAAGGACCAGCCACCAAUGCCUCAGGAGUACUCUACUAGUGAAGGAAGAAAAGAGGAGGAGGAGGAGGAGGGAGGAAAGGAUAUUGCAGUCCCUGUGCAGGUCACAGGACUUAAAACCACGAUGCAUACAGCAACCCCUCCUCCUGGCGCUCUCAGCCAACCAGGGCCUCAGGCCCCCCAGGACCAGGAAGUGAGGAAGUCAAAGCAGGAAAUGGAGGAGAGAGUUGUUUUAUCACAGGAGGAAGCUGAGAAUGUAAAAGAGGAAGUGAAGAACAAAGAGGAGGAGGAGAUGCCCCCUGCUCGUCUCACCAGUGAUUGGACAAGGGGUUCUGUGCGCCGUGUCACACGACAGCUGGAACAGCGAAUGAAACAGGGGCAAGACUCUCCGUUGCCCUCCUCGUCUCCCCCUUCCCUCUCCGUGAGCUCCUCUGGCUCUCAGCAGUGCUUGCAAUUCCACCCACACUCCAGCGAAAACCUCCUCGCAGACUCUAACCUCCAGCCAGCAACAAUGUCUAAUCCCCAGAAUGCACCCCUUUGCUUGCAGGGGCCAGUAGUUCGCACUGCGGAGGAAGAGCAAGUAGAAGAUUCUGGGAAGUGUUGUCCAAUGGAGGAAGAGAGUAGUGAGGUAGUUGAGGGGAGGGGACCAAUCUGUGAAGACAGAAGCACAAAAACACACAAAGUCCAACCUGCUGACAUUAGAUCUCUCUCUACCUCUUCGUCCUUUCAUCCUUCUGUCCACUCCUCCCUUGCUCCACUUUCCUCUGUCGGCUUCCUGUGUUUGGAGGGCGUCACAGAGCUUGAGUCGGGCACGGACUGGGACUACCCCUUGGAGGGUCUUCAUGGUGACAUCAUCAUGAAAGAGACAUGGGAGACUCUGUGCGAGUUGGGUGCCUUCCUGCAGCAGGUGAGCUCGGGCAGAGGAAGCAGGGCCAGGUGUGUGGAGCAGGUGUGGGGCCUGGGUGCCGGUGCCACACAGAAGAGAGGCCACUGUGUCCAGCAGAGGGUCAGAGAGGUGGAGGCCAGAAUUCGCCAGGCAGGGCUGACCCCGCCGUCUCUGAUGAAACGAUCAGCCUCUCUGGCCAAGCUAGGCUGCCUGGACCUGCUCGCCAAUGACCUGAGCGAGUGGGAGGUAAGCUGCACCUCUGUUGCUCCCACCUCAGAGCAGUCCCCACUCCACACAGCCAGUGACGAGUCCAAGAAGCAGCGGGUCCACAGCUCUCCCUCAGCCAGCCAGCAUGAAGCCUUCAGGGUUGAGUCAGAGAGUUUCUGUGAAGCUGGAAACCCCUCAUCAGGAUGCUCUCCACCUCCAAAUCAGAGUCAGCCACAAGAGAACCUGCUCGACUGUGUCCAAGGCUCUCCACAGCUGCCCGGGCUGAUCUCGAUGCCGACAAGGCAGCAGUACGGAAGGACACACCCUCUGAGGCGGCUGAAGAAAAGGACUGUCAGCACCGUCUACCACACCAUGUAACCUUCACCCUGUGUGCAUGAGCACGUGCGUUUGUGAAAGAUCAAGUGUACCUAUGAGAGAUGAUAAUUAAGUGCUUAUGUUGAAUUUAAUUCAGCAAAACAAACCAUUGUCUCUUGCCUUAACAGAUAAGUUUGGUAGUUUGUGUACAAUGAUUUAUUCACCUGCAGAUCUGUCCAUAGCCUCUGCGAUAACGAGGCAGCCAUCUUGCUGCAAACAAAAUAUUGACACUGAGUCUAUGAAGGUCCCAAAAGUUAAUCGAAAUUAAUGCUACAACCAAAACUAAGCAUUGAAAGUAGCACUGUGUGGUAUAAAUGCUUUCACAAGAAGUCACUGAAGCAGCAAAUCAGUCAUCCAGCUCCAUUUGGUUGCUUGUUGUUUCUAGCCUUCCAAUGUUGCAUAUUGGUAGUUUUGUCAUCACCAUCUGAUGUUUACUUGAGUGCUGUAGGUGGAUUCACAACUUUGACCUGAUUCUUGGUGGAAUGUAGCCGCUUUUCCAGACCUCUUUUCUGUAUUUCAUCUCACUUCACUUUACUGCUGUAAAAAAAAUGAUAUUUGCUAGUUGUGUUUAGUAGCUGUCUUAGAAAUGAGAAAACCUUUCCCCUGGUUCUGUCUGUCAGGAAAAUGAAUUGACCAAUUUCAAUUCAUCAACAAGCCAACAGGUUUCUGAAAAGAAGGUAAUAUUGUUCACCACAAACCAAAUUUUCCAAGAUUGGUGAACUUAAAAAAUAACAAAAGACUCUACUUGAAACUGAAACUAAGACUUACUAACAUGCAUCAUGACUAAGUCUAAUCUGAAAUGGCUGUCGGCAGCUCUGUUGGUGAGUGAAGUUGUCCUAAAAUUAAUUGAUUUCUGCAGAUUUGAAGAAACUGGACAAUGUUAAUAGCCUCAAAUGCGUUCGGUUGCAAGUCCUGGUGAGCAGGCCAGAUGUACGUUAGCGGCUUAUUGAAACAGAAAACACAAAAGAGCAGAGGAGGCAUAUUGGUUUGGAUUGCCUGUUUGUUUUUUUUGUUUGUUUUUUUCCAUGUUUUUGACUGUCCACUACACAAUACCUCAGUUGGCCUGAACCAAAUCUGAUCAACACAGCUAUCAGGCCUGGGAUUCCUGGAAUGUCCAACGCCAUCAGAAGCAAUCAGUUUCACUACUCGAUAAACCGAAGUACGCGCAUGUCUCUCUGAAGUCUUGACAGUUCUGAUGCAGCUCAAACCAGAUUUUUAUUUUCAUGUGUUACCGUGUGUCAGGGAGGAAGGGUAGGUUAGGAAGCUGGGAGCUGAAGCCAGUGUGUAUGUUUGUGUGUUUUUUGAGCUGUUCUUUUUGGGGUAUGUAAUGUUUUUUUUUUGUUUUGUUUUGUUUCAUUUUUUUUUGUUUGUUUUUUUUGUUUGUUUUUUUGUAAAGGAGAUGAGUGUUAAUGUUUUCAAGAUCUGUAUAUGUUUUUAUAUCUGGCUCAUGUCCUUGUGUGAGUGUGACUGUAGCUUCCCCCAUGUGGAUGUGUACAUUUUUAACUGAUCUUUCGUCUCUUUUGUACACAUUAGGGAUGUGCCUGUGACUGGCAAGUGCAGCCUCUCUGCAGUUUAUCAGAAAUUUCUGCACAGGGAGGUCUGUUGAACAUGCACUUUACUCCCUUUUUAAUUGUAAUAUUGUCACUUUUAUUUUUCAUUUUUUUAAAUGUAUGGUUGCUACCUUUGGGGAGCAUGGUUUUAAUGAGUAGCAACCGCUGGGUGUGUGUAUAUUGUGAUUUAAAAAAAAAAAAAAAAAGUUUUUUUCCCCCCCCUUUUUUCAAUUUUAAACUAUCAAUGUCAAUAUUCUUUUAUAUCAUGUGCUUCAACUGUGACCAUUAAAGGAUGGAGAUAGAGAG